GACAUAAAUUAAAACACAAAAACUGUUUAAUUUGUAUAAUAGUGCCACCUUGAGACUGUCCAGGCUGCUCGACUUCCUCCUUCUCCUUCACACAUUAACAGAAAGCCCAAUGAAAAGUAAAGAUUUUACUUUCUAUUGCCUGGUGGUUGCAUCAGUUAUCUACUAUUUCCAAACCCGACUGGCUCCACCGCCCAGAUGUUUGUGAGGUCCAGAGUUUGCUUCAUAAAAUCACUGACGGUGAACAACAGAGGCUUCACUCACAGGCUAGUAACGACGCAGCACCGCCACUUUUAGCGUUUCUAUGACUUUAAAUUCAACUUUUCUACACCGAACGAAGAGCUGAAGAUGAACCUCUGCAGCGGGAAGACUUUCCUGUUUACAUCUGAAUCUGUUGGAGAAGGACACGCUGAUAAAAUGUGUGAUCAAAUCAGUGAUGCUGUACUUGAUGCAUACCUGAGACAAGACCCGGACUCUAAAGUGGCCUGUGAAUGUGUGGCGAAGACGGGCAUGAUUUUAUUACUUGGGGAAGUGACAUCUAAGGCCAAAGUUGAUCUCCAGUCAGUGGUCCGAAAUACUGUUCAGAAGAUUGGCUAUGAUCACUCUUCAAAAGGUUUCGACUAUAAGACCUGCAGUGUGCUUCUGGCGCUGGAGCCGCAGUGUGUGGAGAUAUCAGACUGUGUGUUUGAAGGCAGGGAGCAGGAGGACAUUGGUGCAGGAGACCAGGGUCUGAUGUUUGGGUAUGCCACAGAUGAAACUGAGGAGUGUAUGCCCUUGACUAUCCUUUUGGCUCAUAAACUCAACUACAAGAUAAAGGAGCUGUCACGCACAGGAGAGUGUCCUUGGAUACAACCAGACUCCAAAUCUCAGGUCACAGUGGAGUAUCAAAACAACAUGGGAGCCAUGGAGCCACUGCGUGUUCACACUGUGGUCAUCUCAGUACAGCAUAGUCCGAACAUCAGUCUGGAGGAGAUCAGAUGUAAUCUGAUGGAGAAAGUGGUGAAGGUCGUCAUUCCUGCCAAAUACUUGGAUGACAAGACCGUCUACCAUCUACUGCCAAGUAGGAAGUUCCUCAUCGGAGGCCCACAGGGUGAUGCGGGACUCACGGGGCGUAAAAUCAUAGUGGACACGUAUGGAGGAUGGGGCGCCCACGGAGGAGGGGCUUUCUCUGGAAAGGACUGCUCCAAAAUGGAUCGCUCCGGGACUUAUGCGGCACGCUGGGUGGCCAAAUCUUUGGUCAAAGCCGGACUGUGCAGGAGAGCCCUCGUUCAGAUCUCCUACGCUAUCGGUGUGAGCCAUCCGCUGUCCAUCUCAGUGUUUCACUACGGCACGUCGAACAGAGACGAAGACGAGCUGCUGCAAAUCGUACAAAAGAACUUUGACCUGAGGCCUGGAGUCAUUGUGAAAGAGCUGGAUUUGAAGCGACCAAUUUACCAAGCAACUUCCUGCUACGGUCACUUUGGCAGAGACGAGUUUCCCUGGGAGAAACCAAAGAAUCUGGUGUAUUGAGUUUUUUUAAGUUUUGUGAGGUUUUAAUCAUCAGUCAUAAAAUGAUCAAGAAUUGUCUAAUUUGAGUGACGGACUCUACAUUUAGAUUAUGUGUAUAUAUCUGUGUAACUGACGACAUACAUGUCUUUUCUCUAUUAUCUGUAAUUAACUGUAAAGGCAGUGGUCUUCAUUGAUGAAUGAAUUUUUAUUUCUCUUUAAUGUUAUGUCCUUUUUUAUAAGAGAAACUGUAACUAUUGUUAAACAAUAAUUAUGCAAUAAAUGUGAAAUGUUAUGAA
Messenger RNA from Thunnus maccoyii (southern bluefin tuna), 1781 nucleotides. RefSeq names its product methionine adenosyltransferase II, alpha-like (gene mat2al). Gene Ontology annotation, biological process: S-adenosylmethionine biosynthetic process. Lineage: Eukaryota; Metazoa; Chordata; Actinopteri; Scombriformes; Scombridae. The coding region runs from base 346 to 1506 and encodes 386 amino acids. The record is from RefSeq and is a predicted model, not a curated record. Gene Ontology annotation, cellular component: methionine adenosyltransferase complex; cytosol. Gene Ontology annotation, molecular function: ATP binding; methionine adenosyltransferase activity. The transcript is spliced from 9 exons.